UAUGGCUAACAAAAACACAUUGUCAAGCACAAAAUGCCUAUUGUAAAUUAACUCUAAAACCUAAUCAUAGAGCAAUUCAACGAGUCAUUCGGAAAUCCGUUUUGCCCGUCUCCUUUCUAUAGGUUUGUGUUUUACUUGGGUGUUUGUAGUCGUUGCACUGGCAUUAUAGAGAAAACGGCAACUUUAUCCAAGAAUUUGUACAUAGAAAAUCCUUUUUAUAUCAAUUUCUUUAACAGCUUGUCUUUUCUAGUCUUAAUAAUCAUGAUAAGUCAAAUGUCAUUUCAACAAUAUAUUUACAAAGUAUAAUAAAGAAAGUGUUGAGGUGGCUUUAUUUAUUUUCUAACCAAUAAGUUUUGAUAACAAUCAGACGAUGGAAGAAUCAGUUUUAAUGAUAAAUUCUACGACUGAAAAUGAUGAUACAUCGAUGUCAAGGUUAACACUCGAAAAUGCAGCAGACAACAGUAAUGAAACUAAAAGCAAUAUCAAUAAGAUUAAUAACGAUGAAUCAAAUUCUAAUAUUGAGGAGCGCUAUAAUAAACUUAGAGGUUUUGCUGUUAAACUUAAGAAGAAAGUAUCAGAUUUAAUGGAUCAAACCCAAUUAUUGGAAUCAGAAAAUCAAAGGCUUAACAAUGACAAAGAAGAAUUAUUAAGUAAGAUACUUCGUAUGUCCGAUAGUGCCAAAAAACUACAGACCAUACAAUCUCAAUACGAUAAGCUUCAAGAUGAUAUUGAAUUGGUGAAAAAUGAAAAUAAAAGACUGAUAAAACGUAUAGAAAGUAUUGUUUUAGAAAAUGAUUCGCAUAAAGAUACAAUUAACAAAGAAAAAAAAGAAGUAGCCCAACUGACCGCUAAAAUUACUUGCCUUUUAGAAGAAAAAACAAAAUUUGAGACCACGUGCGAACAAUUAGAAAAAAAAAUAAAAGAUUUAAAUAAAGAAAUUAAAGCUGAAUCGAUGGUACGACAUCAGAAAGCCAAGGAAUGCGAAGAUUUGAAAAAUUCUUUGGAAACAGAAAUAAGGACGCAUAAAUCAACUCGUACGCUCUUAGAUGAUAUGAAACAUAAUCGAACAAGUAAUAAUGUAUUAUCCUUAGAAGUGGCUAAUUACGAGAAAAGUAUCGAAACUAUAAAGACAAAACUUGAUGAGGAAACCAAUGAAAGAAUCAAUUUAGAAGCAACGGUAAACCAACAUUUAGAAACUAUCGAAGUUCUUACUACUCGAAUAACUGAACUUCAAAAUUCUUGUAUAACUAAAACCAACCAUAUCACUUCGCUUGAACUCAAAAAUCAAACAUUAGAAUCAGACUUGAGCGAAGCAAAACUUGAAAUUGCUAAAACUCUAAAAGAUAAAGAAAGCUUUGCUAGAGAUUCUAAAAAUUUAGAAACUUCUAAACAAAAUCUAGAAGCAAAAGUUGAGUUACUUUCAUCGGAAAUAAUUAAAUUAGAAGAAGAUAGCAAGAUGCGUAUUAAAGCAUUUCAAAGUCACGUCGACGAAUUAAAACGUGAAACUUUUGAAUUAAAUUUAACUCUGGAGAAUAGUACAAAAGAAACGAGUAUUUUACAAGAAGAAUUUGAAAAUUACAAAUUACGAGCCCAAAGUGUUCUUCUUAAAGCGAAAACCGUCCCUACCAAUGACUUGGAAGAAGAGGUUGAAGAUUGUAAGCAGCAAAUUUCCAUCAUAACCGAAAAGUGCGAAAAUUAUAAAGAAAAAACUGAAUCCUUAAUGAAAGAAAUUACGUUAUUACAAAGUGAGGUAAAUCGUACGAGCGCUAAUGAAGAAGCGUUGGUUAUAAAAUUAUCAAAAUUAAGGCAAGAAUCAGUUGCUUUAAUAGAUAAAUACAAGAACCAAGAAAUUGAAAUGCAAAAAUUGCAAAUUAAUCACGAGAAAGCAAUAGAUAAUUUAAAAAUCAAGCACGAGGAGGAAAUGCAUAAUAUUAAAAAGGAACACGAAGAAGAAAUUAAAAAUAUAAAUCUGAAAGCUGUUUCGAAUUCUGUAAUAAAUACAGAAUCAACGACUGACGAAACCAUACCGCCAAUUAUAAUUCCAGAACCACCUCCGCCACUUAUUGGAAGGGAAGAAUGCGAAGGCUCAGAAAAUACAGAAUCUUUACAUCAAACGACAAAAAAUACCGAACGUAAUCAAAGAAGAAUAAUAGCACCUGAACUACCAAUGAGAAAUGCCAUUACACCGUUAGAUCAACUAUUAGAAUUUCCUUUCGACGAACAUGAAGUUGUAUCGAGAGCUCCUGAAAACAACUCCGAGGUGACAAUUUACAAAAAUCGUGUGAAAUAUUUGACCGAACUUCUGGCAGAUGCCGAAAGAGAUAUAGCAAAACUUACUCAACUCAAUCAGUUACUUAAAGAGGAUAUUCGCAGACAAAAGCGAUACGUUGAAAGAGAGAAAGAAGCAGUCAAUUUUGAGUACCUGAAAAAUGUUGUUCUUAAAUUUGUAACAUUAGAGAAUCGGGAUGAACGUAGUCGAUUGGUUCCAGUUCUUGAUACUAUUCUUAAACUAAGUCCCGAAGAGACACAUAAGUUGAAUGAAAUUGUUUCGUCAACUGGUGGUGGUAAGUUACACAAAAUAUAAUUUUAAUGUAAA
Molecule: messenger RNA, 2596 nt
Organism: Ceratosolen solmsi marchali
Lineage: Eukaryota; Metazoa; Arthropoda; Insecta; Hymenoptera; Agaonidae
Product: GRIP and coiled-coil domain containing 185 kDa
Exons: 9
Coding region: 371-2584 (737 amino acids)
Source: RefSeq, a predicted model, not a curated record